Molecule: messenger RNA, 3063 nt
Organism: Diutina rugosa
Lineage: Eukaryota; Fungi; Ascomycota; Pichiomycetes; Serinales; Debaryomycetaceae
Gene: UBA1
Product: E1 ubiquitin-activating protein
Exons: 1
Coding region: 1-3063 (1020 amino acids)
Biological process (GO): protein sumoylation
Cellular component (GO): SUMO activating enzyme complex; cytoplasm
Molecular function (GO): SUMO activating enzyme activity
Source: RefSeq, a predicted model, not a curated record
AUGUCAAACGCCAUGCAAGUAGAUGGUCCUGAAAUCGAUGAAGGGCUUUACCUGCGUCAAUUAUACGUGCUUGGCAAGGAGGCUAUGCUCAAGAUGCAAUCCGCCAAUGUUCUUAUUGUCGGGUUGCGAGGUUUGGGGGUCGAGAUCGCAAAAAACGUUGCCCUUGCCGGCGUCAAGCUGUUAGAUCUCUACGACCCGGUGAAAGCCACCACGUUUGAUCUUUCCGCUCAGUUCUUCCUCUCCCCUGAAGACGUUGCUGCCGGCAAAACUAGAGCUGAAGCCACCAGACCGAAGCUUGCCGAGCUCAACUCGUACGUGCCAAUCUCAGUCGUCGACAGCUUGGAUGAAUCGGUGCUUGCCAAUUACAAGUGUAUCGUGAUAACUGAGGGCGUUGACUUGGAACAAGCGGUGAAAAUUAACCGUUUCACUCACUCACAUAACAUUGGUUUCAUCUAUGCCACCACCAGAGGCCUCUUCGGUCAAUUGUUUGUUGAUUUCGGCGAAAAGUUUACCAUCAUCGACCAAACGGGCGAGGAGCCACUCACUGGAUUAGUGUCAGACAUCGAGGCUCUGGGCACUGUGUCUACCUUAGGUGAUGAUGCAAGACACGGGUUAGAAGAUGGUGACUACGUCAAAUUCACCGAGGUUGAUGGUAUCGAGGAAUUGAACCUGGGGGAACCAUACAAAGUGGAGGUUCUCGGGCCCUACGCUUUCAAAAUCCAGCUCAAGAAUGCUGAAGCUGCCAAGUAUGUCAAGGGUGGUAUAUGGACACAAGUGAAAAUGCCUAAGGACAUCACUUUCCAGCUGUUAGAGGAACAAUUGCAAAAGCCGGACUUCGUGAUUUCAGACUUCGCCAAAUUUGACCGUCCUGGACAGUUGCACUGUGGGUUCCAAGCCCUUCAGAUGUUUUACAACAAGCACAACCAGCUUCCCAAGCUGUACAACGCUGAAGACGCUAACGAAGUUGUCGAAUUUGCUCGUCAAGUAGUCAAGCAACAAGGUCACGUUGAAGAAGUUGAUGCUAAACUUAUCGCAGAACUCGCUUAUCAAUCUACAGGUGAAAUUCCUGGCAUGUGCGCCUUCUAUGGUGGUCUCAUUGCCCAGGAAGUUCUCAAAAAUGUGUCAUCCAAGUUUGGUCCAGUGAUCCAAUGGUUAUAUUUUGAUUCGCUUGAAUCGCUCCCCGACUCAAAGGACUUCCCCCGUACCGAGGAAACCACUUCGCCCCAACAAUCUCGUUAUGACGGGCAGAUCGCCGUGUUCGGCAAGGAUUUUCAAAACAAGAUCGCCAAUCUCAAGGUGUUCCUUGUCGGGUCUGGUGCGAUUGGCUGCGAAAUGCUCAAAAAUUGGGCCAUGAUGGGUCUCGGACUGGGGUCGAAUGGGAAAAUCAUAGUUACAGACAUGGACUCUAUUGAAAAAUCUAAUUUGAACCGUCAAUUCUUAUUCCGUCCCAAGGAUGUUGGUAAGAAUAAGUCCGAGGUGGCUGCUGCUGCAGUAGCGGUUAUGAAUUCCGACUUUGAGGGAAAAAUUGAAGCGAAGCUUGACAAGGUGGGGGCCGAUACUGAGGACAUUUACACCGAUGCCUUUUGGAAGAAUAUUGAUAUUGUGACCAACGCAUUGGAUAAUGUUGAGGCACGUACCUACGUUGAUCGUCGGUGCGUAUUCUACAAGAAGCCCUUAUUGGAAUCUGGUACCUUGGGCACCAAGGGAAACACUCAGGUUGUCAUCCCGAACAUCACUGAGUCUUACUCUCUGUCGCAAGACCCCCCCGAAAAACUGAUUCCAUUAUGUACGCUUCGUUCGUUCCCCAACAAGAUUGACCACACUAUCGCAUGGGCGAAGUCGUUAUUCCAGGGCUAUUUUGCCGAUUCCCCCGAAUCUUGCAAUUUGUACUUAUCUCAGCCGAACUAUGUUGAGCAAACCUUGAAGCAAGACGCUGAUAUUAAGGGCACCUUGGAAAAUAUCGCAAGCUAUUUGAAUAGUGACCGUCGGCCGUACUCUUUUGACGAUUGUAUUCGCUGGGCACGCGAAGAAUUCGAAACCAAGUUUAAUCAUGACAUCAAGCAAUUGUUGCACAACUUUCCCAAAGAUGCUAAGACUUCCCAAGGGGCACCCUUCUGGUCGGGACCGAAGAGGGCCCCUGAUGCUCUUGAAUUUGAUGUUUCAAAUCCUGAUCACUUUCACUUUGUUGUCGCAGGCGCCAAUCUUUUGGCCUAUGUUUACGGUUUGAAGGAAACCGACCCCAGCCCUGAGCACUACGAAAAGGUCCUUGCAGAUUACACUCCCACUCCUUUUACUCCAAGGGAGGGUGUCAAGAUUGCUGCUACUGAUGCAGAAGCUGAAGAGCAAGCAAGGGCCUUAGGGGGCUUGGACGAUUCGGAGAUUCAAAAGAUUGCCCUGUCGCUUCCUGAACCAACCACUCUUGCAGGUUUCCGCUUGCUGCCCAUUGAAUUCGAGAAAGAUGAUGACACAAACCAUCACAUUGAGUUCAUUACUGCUGCUUCUAACUGCCGUGCCUUGAACUAUGGCAUUGAAACUGCUGAUGCCCACAAAACGAAGUUCAUUGCUGGUAAGAUUAUUCCAGCUAUCGCAACCACUACCGCCUUGGUUACUGGGUUGGUAUGUCUUGAGUUAUACAAGUUGGUCGCUAAUAAGAAGGAUAUCGAACAGUACAAGAACGGUUUUAUCAACUUGGCUCUUCCUUUUGUUGGGUUUUCCGAACCAAUCGCAUCAGGCAAGGGCAAGUACAACGACAAAGAAUUUGACAAAAUUUGGGACAGAUUUGAGUUACAUGGAGAUAUGACUUUGCAAGAGUUAUUGGACCACUUUGAAAACGAGGAAGGCUUGGAAAUUUCCAUGUUGUCUUACGGGAACUCAUUGUUAUACGCCCUGUUCUUCCCUCCCAAAAAAUUGAAGGAUAGAGUUAACCUUAAGUUGACCGAACUUAUCAAGGAAGUUUCAAAAAAGCCUGUUCCAGAACAUGUCAAAACUCUUGUAUUUGAAAUUUGCUGUGAUGACAAGAACGGUGAGGACGUUGAUGUGCCUUACGUUUGCGUAUCUAUUUAG